GCUGAAGGUAGUGCAGGAGUGCUCGGGUGGUUAGUGAAAUGUUGUUUUUAGAGUGUUUCACCGCAAGUUCUUAACAUAUCUGUUGCGUGUAGGUUUUAAUCUACUGAAGAAAGUGUCGUCGGCAACGGGUGGUUCCGACACGGGGUGCCCGUAUAGAAUUUAGAUGUAAAGUGUGUGGCUGAGCAGCCCGAGGCAGGCAGGCGGCAAUGCCACUGGUGCAGCGGCUGAUCGAACCUGUGCACGUGUCCCGGGGCACCUUGCCCCUGGAUGCAAGAGGUGCUCCUGCAGUACAGGUUCCUAGUGAGCUUGAAUGUGUGACCAACGGCUCCUUGGCCAAUGUCGUGCGGCAGUUAUCAUCGCUGUCCAAGCAUGCACACGACCUCUUUGGUGCCCUGUUCCAAGAUGCCACAGCCCUGGUCACCCGAGCGGCAGCCCUCCAGGAGAGGGUUGACCGGCUCGCUCUCAAGGUCACCCAGUUGGAUUCAACGGUGGAAGAAGUGUCGCUGCAAGACAUACACAUGCGCAAGGCAUUCCGCAGCUCCAUAGUGUACGACCAGCAGGUGGUGUGUCGAGGAACCAUGCCAGCAGGCAUGCUCGAGAUGUACCAAGCAUGUGACAAGCCACCGCCCCUGGACAAGCUGAAUCCAUACAGGGAUGAUGGAAAAGAUGGUCUCAAGUCAUACACAGACCCCGGCUAUUUCUUUGAGCUCUGGAGGCGGGAAAUGCUCAAGGACACAGAAAGGAUAAUGCUUGACAGGGGCAAGAAACCCAACCGAGUUCGGCCCGAAGGCAAGAAGCACAAGAAGGUGCGGCAACCCCACAACACUCGGGAACGCUACCGCCAGCUGGCCACAACGCAGGAGUUUCUGGACCACACGCCCAUCUAUGGGACUACCACUCCGUACAACAACGCCAGGGCACCUGCACCAGGGGUGCCCCUGCCUCACGUUCCACUGCAACAGCAGCCGCAGGCACCGCCUGCCACGCUGCCUGACGGGCCCGUGCGCCCCAGCAGCCUUGAGCUGGCACCCGGCGCCCACUAUCCGCCUCCCCCGCCCGCCUACUCUGAGCACGUGCCGCCACAGUCGCCGAACCACUACCCACCGCCACCACCUUAUGUGGAGCAGCAGCCCGCACCCUCGCCAGCCAAUGGAAAUGGAACGCCGUCACGCAGGCCUCGCCCCAGCCAGCCACCUCCAGCCCCGCCCACAGCAGGCUCCGUCUCCAGUGGGACUUCUUCGCCAAGCAUCACAGGAGGCACCCCAUCAAGUGGGGCCAGUCGCCAUCGGACGGCAAGCCAAAGGGAAACCCUUCCACCGCCACCGCCACCUCCCGAAGCUGGGGGCCCCAUUGUCCCCUGCGCUAUGGAGGCUCCGCCACCUCCAGUGCACCAGGCCAGUGUGGACAAUGGAGCCGACAACAUGGAACUUCCUCCGCCGCCGCCGGCGCCCGAUUCUGCGAUGGACUCUGCAGUGGGAGCUGGUGUGGCUGUGGCUCCACCUCCUCCACCGCCACCCCUGCCUCCACCCAAUGGGGUCACGGCGGCCCCGGCAAUGGUCAAUGGAGGCCUGUCCAACGGCAUGUUGGCAGAGUCUGAAAGCUCUGGCUCCAGCAAAGGAGGGGUCCAGAAGGAAGAAAGGGCAGCGCCUGCCCCUGUCAAAGGAACAACUCCGGCACCACCGACAGAUCCGAGAAGUGACCUGUUGGCUGCGAUCAGAGAAGGCAUCAAGCUACGACGAGUAGAAGACUUCAAGCAGAAGCAGGUGGAGAAAGCAGCACAACCUCACGAUGUGGCCUCCAUUUUGGCCAGGAGGGUGGCUAUUGAGGUGUCCGACUCGGACUCCGGCUCAGACAGUGAAUAUGAUAGUGACUGGGACAAUGAGACAGAAUGCUGAGGGCACAGUGAAGAUGGUUUGUCGUCAGUGCUGUGAGGAGCUCGCUCGUCGCAGCUGUCCAUGGAGGAUGGGGAGGGAGUGUUGCCUGUGCAUUUGCUAGUCUGGUGUGGCCACAAGUCUUUCCUGAGGUGUGCAUGCUUCACCGAAAGCUGCUCAGGUUGAAGAGUGUGGCAGAUAACUCGUUCAGUAUUCUUAACGUCCACUGCCUGGUGCUUGGCAGCGGUUUUAUUUUGUGUCGCCCUGUGCAUUAUUAGGUCAUUGGCCUUCUUGGGGCGAGGGCAAGAACAGGGAAGGAAACUGAUAUCGCAUUCCAAAAUUUUUAUUAUGCCUGCGUACGGAGAAAAUGGUGGCUCAUCGAUGAGAGCCAUCAUGAAACUUUAUUACAAAUGCUCUUCUCAUAGCAGCGUGCUCUCCAAGCUGCGGGAAAGAAACUGCAAUAUGUUGAUGUGUUUAUGCGAGAAUGUGUUGCUCUGCUAUCUCUCUGCUGAGGGUGUCUUAGUGUUUUUAUCAAUUGCGCUUCUCAGUUUAACACUUUUUGAAGUUAUAGUAUUGAAAGCCUGUCACUGAGUAAGCGAAAACUAAUCUUUGCAUAAUCAAGUUUUUAAGUGUUUAGUGGUACAGGAAGUCAUCGGCCUCUCUCCUGCUUUGACGUUGAAAAAUUGCUGUUUUGGUUGUGCUUUUUAAGUGCUACAAUACCUUUCCAGAAUGCCAAAGAUAGGUUGGAGUUGCACUCUUUAUUUCCUUCUUUUUUUCUUUUUAACUUAGGUUUCAUUUUUACUGCUGUUUUUAAAACAGUCACCCCCUGCCAUAAUUGCUUGCGUGUUGGCUACAAUGGAAUGUAUUGAAAUCGAAACAUGUAACAUGGGACGGUUACUUAGUGCUGCUUCGCUAUGCACUAAGUUGUACUGGAACGUUAAGGGGCCCUCUCUCCAAUUUUUUUUUUUAAGUUUAAGGUGUUUCGUCGUCGGUAGUUUAGCCCACUUACAAGUGUUCCCAAGCAUUUAGUUUUAUUUUGAGAGGAUGAGGAGACUGCUUUCGCAGUCUCAAUAGUGCUCGGCAGGGAAGCGGGGCUGCGUUAAAUAUCGGGCUGCGAGUGUGCUACCUGUACAGCAGCAGUUGUGGCCUCGUGUGUUCGGGAGUCUGGAGGGUUGCUGGCCAGAUGUGGAGUUGCGGCAUGCACGAGCAGAGUUGUGUAACUUGCCUUUCCACUCGCUGAGCAGUGUCAUGGUGUUGGAAAACAACCAUGCUCUGAGGAGAAGCCAGCAUUAAGGCGAAACUAAAAUGGCCAUUGUCCCAGUGCAGGUUAAGCAACUUGUUUGCUUACAAAGCUGCUUUCAGAUUUGUUCUUUUUUUGUUUGUUUGGUGUAAACUGUGUAAAAAUUUUGUGGUUGUUGCCAUUUGUAGUUCUAUCUUAUUGGCAUGUUUCAACAGAUGGCGACACUGUAUUUUGCAUGACGAAGGAUACUGUGUUAGGCUGUCUCGGCAUAUGCAACAGGACGCAGUUGCCGACUGACAUUUAGAGCGCAGUUCUUAGACACCCAUUCCUACAUUGAGCAUCGGCAUAACUGAGUGAACGAGCACAGCGAAGGAUGAAAGAGCGAGCGCAGAGUGCAGCAGGGGAUGAGACAGCGAUAAGAAAAAGAACGCGAGGAGAAGGGCGGAAGAGGAGGGUGAAGUGAAACCAUGAUAACCGCAUCGUCUGUUUUACUGGUGAUGCCAUCGAUAAGGCAUGUGGCAAGCGCGUCCACCGGUACCAUAUAUAAAAACAAAGUGCUGCAUGAGCGGAGGCCUGCCGCGGCAGUUGCUGCGAAUGACGCCCGCACGUCACUCAUGCGCUGCCUCUGGCAAUCUCCUAAUCAGGGAGGUAGUCGUGCCACACUUUGCUUCGUUUGCAACUUGUCGCACGAGACAGAUUGUCCACACCAGCCGAUAUAGUAUUGCGAAAUGAAACACGUAUAGAGCUGCGCUUGUAUAUCGUAUUAGGGGGUAUCGUAAUGGCUGGUGAAAAUUUGAAACACAUAGGGAAGUGUGCAAGUAUCCGAUAAACAGGCAGAUAGAAAAAUGGAGUUUGAAGCAACACAUUGCUUCCUUUUUUUUUCCGUGUCUGCAGUACAAAAGCUUGUGACAUUUUCCUGAUGUAAUGCUUUAUUGAAAUAGCUGCUUGAAAUUCUGUAAUAGCCAAGGCCAUGGGAUUGUGCUGCAUUUGGCCGUUGGUUCGGCACUAGUGCGCUUGUAUGCUAGCCUGAUCUGUGUUGUGCACUGUCGCCAAUUACGGAUGCUGCUUACAACCUUUUUGAUUGCACAAUAGUAGCAAUUUAAGCGGUGUUGCACUAAACAAGUUAGGGGCUUUUUAUUUACACGUCAGUUUUCACUGUUGCAGCCUUUAAACGCUCAGACUAACUUUGUAGGCACUGCCAGGGCUCCUGGAUAUUUGCUUGUGGGCUUGUGCACCCUUUCUCUGUUGCUGUCGCAUUAGACUCUGUGAUUAAAUUCAAGCCCAGUAACCAUAGAAAAUGUAUUAGUAGCAACUUUCUGCAAAGGCUUGUUUUUUGUCGUCAGGUUGACUGGCGACUAAUUUCGGCAUGGCUGCGCUAUGUUAGCAAGUCUAACCAGAGCUCUUUCGUCGGGAGCUGGUAAUGACAAGUUAAGCUUCAGUGUCAAGUCAAAGAUUGUGUUGAAGGAGCCAGACAGUAUUGGAAAGCCAAGAAAUCACGCCAAGAAAAGCAGGAGUUUGGGCGACAAUCUAAUUCUCAACUACCGUGUUUGCGACAUCACACAGAUGUUUGAAAAAUUUUGCACGACAGCUGAAAUUUUCAUUGAUUUACUGUAGUAUGUUAGCUCUAUAGGUUGUGUAGUGGUGCCAUGGGUAGGUUAGUAAACUCUCAUGUUGGGAAAAUCGGGUGUCCAAAAAGUGCAUGGGGGACUUUAUUUCUAUUUGUUGUAGACAGAUUGAGCAAUUGCUGUUGAUCAAGUGUGUUCGGUUUGAAGCGGUGAUGGCACAAGCACCUUGGAUUACUUUGUUAAGCGUGUCUUUAUUGCCGGUAUUGUGUCGAGUCUGAGUCCUCCGAGCAUGGAAAGUGUUGUUUUCCCUCACAACAGUAUUCAGUUUUAUGCACAAUAUGUUAGGCUUUCACUUAACUCAGCUCCUACUGGUCGCUUACUUAGCAAUGCUGGACAUGUGGACGUCAGUGUGUCUUGUCAGAACAAAGAAGAUAAAUGUACAUUGCACAAUUUCUUUAGGAACACUAGCUCGGGAAAGCGACAUGCAGAAAUGGGAGUGGCGGCUAUACUACAUUUGCUUUCAAGUGGUGCAAUUCCUGGGCCUAUUCUUGCAAAUCACCGAACUGAGAAUGUAUUCUGGGUCGAUCACUUACGAGGAGACUUGGUUACUUUUGCCUGACAACGUCCGGCGCAGUACCUCUUUGGAGCGACGAAUAUCCCGUCCACUGGUUUAUCUAAUGAAUGUGCGCUGGAAGUAACUUCCCUGAAAGCGAUCGGCCAGGAAUUGUGGCCCCCUAGGGCCACUAACAAUAUUCUCAGAUGACGACAAAAUUAUUAUGCAUUGGAAUGUGAUGUACAUGAGACACCAUUCACGUGAAUGAAAUUUUAGGUCUGCGUGUUUAUAGCACAGGGCUUGGAAAAGUGCGAGAAGUGCCCAGGAUUGUGAAGCAGCUUCCUGUGAACUGUUACCCAGUUCAUGCAUUGUCUCUGCUUGUGAGCAUUGUGCCGAAAGAGAGAAGCGAGACCUUUGCCAAUCUUGUCAGGCUGCCACCGUCGCACUGCACAACACCACUUUGUGUUCCCAAGUGUGUAGAAGCCCACUUUCGGGGUGUUGCAUGUGUCAUAACAUUGGGCUUCUCUUACUCGGAUGCUGGGUGGUCGAGUCCAGUACGUUGGAUUCGUAGCACAGAUUUGAAUGUUAUAUGUAGCGCGAUCUCCGGCUCCAAAUGACAUGGAAAAAAAAAGAAUACAGGAAACAUUUGUUAUAUUCGUGCAGACAUAGUUCAUUCAGGUAGCACAACUUGUUGCACUGAUUGAUGAGUUUGUUUCAAGUGGGCUCAGCUGUAAAUGAUAGCACCUCAAAAAGCAGACCAUCCUGCUCCUGCCUGUAAGGUAACAAUUGUAAGGCCUGCUCCUACUUGCGCUCUGAUGUCCGGUCUUGCCCUUGAGGACUAUUGGUCUGUGUUUCGAUGUCUACCCAGUGUCUGUGUUUAUGGUUGUGUCUUGAUUGCGAUGUUGCUUGCUCAUCUGUAGCAUUGAACAGUCUUUCUGCUGUAUGGGGCUUUCUUAGUUUUCUUUUUUUUCUCAGUUUGCGAUACCCUGUGCCAAACAAAGCCCCAGUGCAGGGCAUGCGAGUGUUCUAUGCCAAAUCAUUUGAACCCUUUUAUUGACAUACUUCAGUUUUGUUUUUAAUUCACCUUGUUGCGAAUCCUUCACUUUUUUUUCCCUACCUGUUGCAAUCUUGACACUGGAUAGGUGUCAGAAUCUGGCUAAGGCCUGUUUCACGUGCUAAAAAUUGUCAGCUGCAUUGGUUGUGACAGCGUGUCUUCCUCAGCUGAGGCCGCGGUGCAUCAUAUAAGCAUGCAUUCACUGCUGGGGAGAGUGGCAGUUGAUGCGGCGGCGUCGUGUUUGAAGCUGUAAAUGUAGAAUAAACAUUCUGCUUAGCUGGUGCCCUUUUUAAGACCAAUUCACUUUGAGGAAUAGCAGUAUGUGAAGCAGGCUUUAGCCAGAUUCCAUAUAAUCAGUUGUGCUAACACUUUCGAUGCACAUAGUUACUGGCAUGUAUGCUUAAAGGGUGACAAACAGCUAAAAAACAGUUGUAGGAGUUGGUUCUGUAGGCUCCCUGCAUCGACUUUCUCCUUUUCAAGUCAUGGCAAGCUUGAAGGUAAAAUGAUUUUGCCAUUGCACGAGGGACCGCCUAGUAUCAACCUGAGCGGCUGUAUAGCUGCAGCUGAUGUCUUUGUCAGGCCCUAACGCUACUAUUGCUCAAGAGAUGGUUGAAGCAUGGGUGUUGCCGCAGCUGUCUCACGCGUGCCUAUUUGCGAGAGCAGGCUUACGUCUUGAACCUUGUGCUGUGUUUUCUUUUUGUCUUACUUGAGGAGGCCACAGCUAGUAGCUUCUGUGAUCGAGUCCAUCCGGGCUGGCAUGUUCUUGGGGUGUUCUAUAAUUUCUUGCUGGAGUGACUGCUUUCUGAUGCAUCGAGCAUGCCCGGCACUAGCCGUGGAGGUCCCCGACUGACGUUUGUUUGCCAAGUUGGCCAAGCACCAGUGGCGCUUUUGCACCUAGUAAUGGCUUUGUUUGUAGUGUUCAGUUUGGAGCUGUCAUCUUGCAUGCAUUCCUCUGGUUGCCCCCUGACAAAAGGCACUUGGAACAGUACAGUCACUGCAGCCCACAUUUUGUCGACGAGGAGAAUAGCAGAUCUCCUUGUCAUGAGCCGGCUCUGGCAUGGAAAUGCCAAGCUGUGUGAGGUGUCCUCAAGCUUUUUCCAGCGGUCACGUGUUGGCACUUGCAUACUUAAGUGUUUCCUGUAAUUUGGGGUGGACGCAUUCCCUGGGACGUUGCUUCUGUGAAGCCAACGCUGACAGUGACAUGUGGAUGUGUGCGUGCGAAGAAAAAAAGUCAAGCACGAGUUGCUUCCAGCGACGGGAAGACGGUACAGCAAGUGCGUGUCAAUCUUCGCCAGCGAUGCCGGACUGUGACCAUGCUUGUCGAGCGCUGCGCGCAUUUUGUGUGUGCAAUGCCGUUGCCAUGUGAUAUGUAUGUUGUCGCACCAGGCAAAUGGCCCACGUGGAUUUUAAAGCGAGACUUCCACUUGAGGAUGGGCCAGUGUUAAAGGGGGUAAUAAUGGCUUUGGUGCCCUGGCUUGGGCGCUGUAUAUAGGAACCUGUAGAUACAAAAACAGUGAGAGUUUUAUAUUUUUGGAGCAGGAAUAGCGUCUGGCUAUCCUCUUCACACGUGGAAAAGCAAGAGAAAAAAGAAAAAAAAACACGACCUCAAUUUGUAUACCUGACACUGUGCGUCAACACUAGUUUUGAGUUCUCUGUGUGGGCAAUUAGCGUUGUGUAAGCAACAAAACGGACUCACCCCCGUUUUUCUCUUUGUCACUAAUUUUUCUAGAUCACCUGUACAUGUCAAGACCCUGAAACUAGAAAAAAAAAUUGCUGUUUUAUUUUAUACAUAUAUAUAAAUAUAUAAAAUUAUAAAUAUGAAGAUAUGAAAAGUAUAUAUAUAUAUAUAUACAUAGCUAUGUAAGUGUUUUCUACAAUGCUUUGGUUUCAAGCCCGAGGCAAGCUUUACCAUCGUCAGUCUGUGUCUCGUGCCGCAGUUCGGGGCACUUUUGUAUAGAUAACGAAUAAAGAGAUGGCUUAACAAGCA
Messenger RNA from Dermacentor albipictus, 8270 nucleotides. RefSeq names its product wiskott-Aldrich syndrome protein family member 3 SCAR (gene SCAR). Gene Ontology annotation, biological process: actin cytoskeleton organization; positive regulation of Arp2/3 complex-mediated actin nucleation. Lineage: Eukaryota; Metazoa; Arthropoda; Arachnida; Ixodida; Ixodidae. Gene Ontology annotation, cellular component: SCAR complex; cytoskeleton. Gene Ontology annotation, molecular function: actin binding; protein kinase A regulatory subunit binding; Arp2/3 complex binding. The record is from RefSeq and is a predicted model, not a curated record.